This is a messenger RNA of Malus domestica (apple), 1131 nucleotides long. RefSeq lists its product as uncharacterized. Lineage: Eukaryota; Viridiplantae; Streptophyta; Magnoliopsida; Rosales; Rosaceae. Gene Ontology annotation, molecular function: protein-folding chaperone binding. The record is from RefSeq and is a predicted model, not a curated record. Gene Ontology annotation, cellular component: cytosol.
AUGACAGUUUAUACCGGAGCUCAAACCAAUUGCUGGAGCUGCCGUGCCGGUAUUCUUUCUGGUUCCUCGUAUCCUCAUCUACGGACUUGCAAAAAGAAUGGUGAGUUUCUUGCAGAGAACAUCGAAGAAUCUGAAAUGCAAAGGAAUUUCCCUGCUAAAGAGAGAGCAGUGACCGUCGAUUACUACAAGCUUCUUCAAGUUCAACGAAACGCCAGAGACGUGAGGAAAGUGGCCGAGGCCAAGCUCAAUCUAAUCAACGAUGCCUACAAGGUUUUGAGUGAUCCCAAAAAACGAGUGGUGUACGAUCAGCAGGGCAAUGAGGGUUUGAGGAGAGGGGCAACGCAGCCUUCUCAUUCACCCAGGUCUGGCCGCAUGAACGGCAAGUGCCCUGACCCAUUCACACAAUUUUUCGGGGCAUGGACUGACAUGGCUCAGGUUACGUCUCGGGUUAUGGAGUCCGUGGAACCAGAAGAGAUAUUCUCGAUGUUUUUAGUUGGAGAGACGAUAGGGGAAAAUGGAUUCCAAUGGUUUGAAUGCACGGACUCAGGACCUGGAAAUGGGUCGAGGAAAGCCGUGACGAUUAAGAGGACAUUACCUUGUACUUUGGAGGAACUGUAUAAGGGCGCCACCAAGAAGCUAAAGAUUUCUAGGGAUGUUCUUGGUGUUAAUGGAAGAAAAAGCACAGUGGAGGAAGUUCUAAUAAUUGAGAUCAAGCCAGGGUGGAAAAAGGGCACGAAAAUCACUUUCCCUGAGGAGGGGCACGACACACGGCGAGGUGUGAUACCAACAGACAUUGUCUUCAUCGUCGAUGAAAAGCCUCAUGGUGUUUACAAGAGAGACGAGGACGAUCUGAUUGUCACUCAGAAUAUCUCUCUAGCGGAGGCUCUGACGGGUCACAUCGCGCAGCUGACAGCCCUAGACGGGAGAAAAUUGAGCGUCUCCAUUGGUUCCAUUAUCAGCCAGACCCAUGAAGGAGUGAUUAUAGGGGAGGGGAUGCUUAUCCAAAAGGAACAAUCCAAGAAAGGGAACUUGAUUGUUAAGUUCAACGUCAAGUUCCCCAAGCUGACCCCGAAGCAGAAAACAAGCAUCAGAAUGUUGCUUUUUAUUUUUAUUUUGUUUUAUUUUUUUUGA